Guyanagaster necrorhizus is the source of this 2159-nucleotide messenger RNA. RefSeq lists its product as uncharacterized. The transcript has 3 exons. NCBI's taxonomy places the organism in Eukaryota, Fungi, Basidiomycota, Agaricomycetes, Agaricales, Physalacriaceae. The record is from RefSeq and is a predicted model, not a curated record. Bases 123 to 1811 code for a protein of 562 amino acids.
UGCCGUACCACCUCACAUCGCAAACUACUCCCGAUUGACAUAUAUCUACCUUUCAAAUCGAUAUUCUGCAGGCCUUUACAUGUACUUGUCAAGCGACUUUUAGUCAUAUAAUUGCUUGCAAGAUGUCAAAUUUUGAGGCAACUUCAGACUGGAAAGAUACCGAAUACAUCUCUGAUGACAGCGUCUCCGCCGUCUCGCCAACCCACGCCGGUUUUUCUGUGGCGUCAUCUUCAAGUGAACCAAUGGAUCGGUUCACAGAUCUUGAAUCCAUUGCCGAUCAAAUGCGCGCUUUCAUAUCUAAUGAAAACCGCCAUAGUAAUGCUAGUGGCUGCCUCGAAAUCGCGUGUAAAGACGAGAAAAUUGAAGACGCGGUUUAUGCCCUUGGCACUAUAUUUUAUCUGAAUUUCAGUGACCCUCGUGGUACUCGGCAUGCCCGGUUCACUCUCCCGAUAGACGCUCCCACCAUCGUUGACGAAGACGAGGUUAGGCAUAUCAUAUAUGGAGAUCUUCUCCACACCCCCAUUCGGGCCCUGGCGAAGAAGCUGCGAAUAUGGAUUGCAGAUCCGAAUGGCCCAGAGUCGGUUCGUGUACAGAGAGUCUCAAGGAUACACGAGUUGUGCCAGCGGUUCAGGGUGAACGUAACUGAACGAGAGGACGGUGUUCUUUUGACAAAGUCCAAGAAGUUUAAAUGGUCUACCACCGUAAUCAAUGAGCAAGAUCUGGAAAUGGUCCUGAGGGAGAAAAGGAGAAAGGCCGUGAAUAAAGAGAAGCGCCUCUUCUUGAGGACGCAUCGUGCCACAGCUCCAACCGCGCAAUCUGUUGUUGAAGACCCCUUCGCCAAUCUUCACUCUAUCACAAAUGAGCUUCGUUCAUUUGUUGCCGACAUUGAUGGUCCCCGCUCGAUGGCCAUCCCCAAGAGUGCAUUUUCUUCUGAAGUUUUUCAGCUCGCUGCCGUGUUUUCGCUGGCUAUCACACCAGAAUCGGAUGCUAUCGUCUUGACAAAAAAGACCCAGGGUCUCUUUGUCGUCAGCGAGGCCGAUGUGGCGGAUGUUCUUAAUAGCAAUGGGAAGAGGUCCAGGAAAGAAGAUGACGACGAUGCAGAAACACCUCCAGACUCACCACCACCGUCUGAUGGGGAGGACCCAGGUCCUUCCUCUAGAGAAUCUCAACAUCAGACCCGCAUUCUUGAGCAGGAGAUCCGUGAAUUCGUCGUCGAUGCCCAAGGCCUAACGUCGAUGACACUAUAUUGUCUGGACAACGCUAGGAAGCUCUCCGUCUUCUUGCUUAGCCACGCUUUCGGGCUCAUUUGUUCCGAGACGCCUUCCAGUCCCUAUGUUCGAUUGACUCGAACAGAAAACACUACGAGCCAGAAUAUCGAUGAAGUAUCAGUUAAGCGGUUAUUGACGGAGAGUCAUCCCAGUUUCCGAGCCGCACAGCUUAUACUUGAAGGAGGCCCAAACUACGGACGAAUAUCUGAUAUCCAGGCGUUCGAGCAGUGCUUGCGCGCGUUCAUCGACGAUGCGGAAGCCACGGCUUUCUCAAUCCCACACACGACAGAUCGACGCGUCGUCGCUCUGGCCAAUGUGUUUCAUCUCAGGAUCAGAACCCAUAAGGACGGGGACCGGAUGAUACUACACAAGAAGAUCAAGGGCAAGUAUAUUGUCAGCAAAAAGAAGUUAGAUACAGUCCUUGCGGUGCCCAAGCGACGCCGGAAGAAGCGGAGGAGGAGGAGUACCGCUGCCCCAUCAGAGCUCCCUCCGUCCGCGGAGCCAUUCCCUGAUAUCGAAUUUUCGGCCCUGUCUCUUUACUGAGAACGUUUGUGAAUAAUGCUCAGGGACCUUUGGAAAUGACGAUCCCUCCAUCGAGUCAGAAGACGCGGGAGGAUGUUACCCGGCUGGUCGCCACAUUUGGCUUGGACGUUGUUUUUAUUGAUGGUUUCGCCACUCUUAAGAAGACUGGGAGAGGUGUAGAUGAAUGGAAGGUAGCACGUUUGACGAAAGCUUGCUAGCUCGAGGUGCGUAUUGGCUUCUGGGAAGUCGGAAUGGCCCUCUGCUGAGGGAUGUUAGUAGUCGAAUGGUGGCUGUCAACUUCUUAAGAUUUUAAUAAUGAACUUAGCUAUUUCUAUGCCUGGACACCGAAGUAUAUACUUGCUGCAGACU